This is a messenger RNA of Trichosurus vulpecula (common brushtail), 1338 nucleotides long. It is a transcript of the gene KCNJ4, whose product is annotated as potassium inwardly rectifying channel subfamily J member 4. Gene Ontology annotation, molecular function: inward rectifier potassium channel activity. The transcript has a single exon. The coding region runs from base 16 to 1338 and encodes 440 amino acids. The record is from RefSeq and is a predicted model, not a curated record. Gene Ontology annotation, biological process: regulation of monoatomic ion transmembrane transport; potassium ion import across plasma membrane. NCBI's taxonomy places the organism in Eukaryota, Metazoa, Chordata, Mammalia, Diprotodontia, Phalangeridae. Gene Ontology annotation, cellular component: plasma membrane.
UCUGCCCGGGGCGGGAUGAACGGACACAGCCGGAACGGGCAGGCCCACGCCCCCCGGCGGAAACGCCGCAACCGCUUUGUCAAGAAGAAUGGCCAGUGCAACGUUUACUUUGCCAACCUCAGCAACAAGUCCCAGCGCUACAUGGCCGACAUCUUCACCACCUGUGUGGACACACGCUGGAGGUACAUGCUCAUGAUUUUCUCCGCCGCUUUCCUGGUUUCGUGGCUCUUCUUCGGCCUCCUCUUCUGGUGCAUUGCCUUCUUCCACGGUGACCUGGACCCCAGUCCAUCCCCAGCAUCGGGACCUGCUGGAGCAGGUCCCGGGGGAGGCGGGAGCCCACCACCGGCAGCUGCGAAGCCUUGCAUCAUGCAUGUGAACGGCUUCCUGGGAGCCUUUCUCUUCUCGGUGGAGACUCAGACCACCAUUGGCUAUGGCUUUCGCUGCGUGACGGAGGAGUGUCCGUUGGCUGUCAUGGCUGUGGUGGUGCAGUCCAUUGUGGGCUGCGUCAUUGACUCCUUCAUGAUCGGCACCAUCAUGGCCAAGAUGGCGCGGCCCAAGAAGCGGGCCCAGACGCUGCUCUUCAGCCACCAUGCUGUCAUCUCCGUGAGGGACGGCAAGCUGUGCCUCAUGUGGAGGGUGGGCAACCUGAGGAAGAGUCACAUCGUGGAGGCCCAUGUACGGGCCCAACUUAUCAAGCCGUACAUGACGGAGGAGGGCGAGUACCUGCCCCUGGACCAGCGGGACCUCAAUGUGGGCUACGACAUUGGGCUGGACCGCAUCUUCCUGGUGUCCCCCAUCAUCAUCGUCCACGAGAUCGAUGAGGAGAGCCCCCUCUAUGGCAUGGGCAAAGAGGAGCUGGAGUCCGAGGACUUUGAGAUUGUGGUCAUCCUGGAGGGCAUGGUCGAGGCCACAGCCAUGACCACCCAGGCCCGCAGCUCCUACCUGGCCAGUGAGAUCCUCUGGGGCCACCGCUUCGAGCCCGUGGUCUUUGAGGAGAAGAGCCACUACAAGGUGGACUACUCACGUUUCCAUAAGACCUACGAGGUGGCUGGCACACCCUGUUGCUCAGCCCGGGAGCUCCAGGAAAGCAAGAUCACGGUCCUUCCUGCCCCGCCGCCACCACCCAGUGCCUUCUGCUAUGAGAAUGAGCUGGCACUCAUGAGCCAGGAGGAAGAUGAACUAGAGGAGGACGUGGCUGGCUUGGGGCUGGAGGGCGGCUCCAAGGAAGAUGGGGGCAUCAUUCGCAUGUUAGAGUUUGGGAGCCACCUGGAUUUGGAGAGGAUGCAGUCCACCUUACCCCUUGACAACAUCUCCUACCGCCGGGAGUCGGCCAUCUGA